Mus musculus (house mouse) is the source of this 3496-nucleotide messenger RNA. RefSeq names its product PC-esterase domain containing 1A (gene Pced1a). Bases 744 to 2093 code for a protein of 449 amino acids. The transcript is spliced from 7 exons. The record is from RefSeq and is marked validated. NCBI's taxonomy places the organism in Eukaryota, Metazoa, Chordata, Mammalia, Rodentia, Muridae.
AGAACUGUGGGCAAGCUACGCUGAGCUAUCGUCCUGCCCUCGGCGCGGCGGCCCGAGUGGACCUAGCCCUGGUUUCUGUCCUCCACAGCGGCCAACCUCGCUGCCUUUCUGACUCCUCCGGCGUUGGGGAUCGCAUAGGGCGGGACACGGGUGACCGAAAGUGGGAGCCAUGAGCAUCUGAGGCACAGAUGCUGGAGGCGUUGGCUGGACCACCGUAGCGCACGCAUGGCGAGCGCUGGGCGUCGAGCUGCGUACCUACAGCUAACCUGGGCACCCGGGCUCUGUGGGGCGGGAUCUUUGCAGAACCCACCGCUCUCCAGGGGCAUGGGAUCAUUGACUCUAGAUCAGGACAUCGCUGCCGAGACGCUGUCGCACGGCACCUGGGCCUGCCCUACUGGCCCGUGAAUCCCUGGAGCCCCCGAGAGACUUGGUAACUGGCGCGAGCGGACGAAUGCGCACGCGCGGGGCCGCCGUUGACACGUGGCAGGGCAAAGGCGUCUCUGCGCGCGCGAAGCGCUGUAGUCUAAGACUACGGCCCAAGUGACCCUUCUUCCCUCCGAGUGUGAUAAAGGCUGCUGCCGUGUUGGGAUUCGCCUUGCCGCUCCCACUUUCCUCCCCAUUACACAGAGCAGCCAGGGAGGGGCCAGCGCGCAUGGGUCAUCUUGGAACAGACCGGACCUACCUAGAGUCCCUGCCCUCUGUCAGCUUAUUGGCCUCUCCCUGCAGCUGGUGUCAGUGGCAGCAUGGUCUUCUGUUUGGAAAACGAGAUGCCACACCGCCUGCUGGGAAGCGCCAUGGUCCACUUCCAUGCCUCAGAAGUCCAGCAGCUGCUACACAACAAGUUCGUGGUCAUUUUGGGGGACUCCAUCCAAAGAGCUGUGUAUAAGGACCUGGUGCUUCUGCUCCAGAAAGACACACUGCUCACAGCUUCCCAGUUAAAAGCCAAGGGGGAGCUGAGCUUUGAACAGGACCAGCUGGUGGCUGGGGGCCAGCUGGGAGAGCUGCACAACGGGACACAGUACCGCGAGGUCCGCCAGUUCUGCUCUGGCUCUGGCCACCACCUUGUGCGCUUCUACUUCCUCACCCGAGUUUACUCCGAGUACCUUGAGGACAUCCUGGAGGAGCUGUCAUAUGGACCUGCCCCUGACCUAGUGAUCAUCAACUCCUGCCUCUGGGAUCUCUCCAGAUAUGGCCGCUGCUCAAUGGAGAGCUACAGGGAGAACCUGGAACGAGUCUUUGUACGAAUGGACCAGGUUUUACCAGACUCUUGUCUGCUGGUGUGGAACUUGGCAAUGCCUCUGGGGGAACGUGUCACUGGGGGUUUCCUCCUGCCAGAGCUCCAGCCCCUGGCAGUGUCUCUGCGACAGGAUGUGGUUGAGGGGAACUUCUACAGCGCUACACUAGCCGGGAAACACUGUUUCGACGUCCUAGAUCUCCACUUCCAUUUCCGGCAUGCUGUCCGUCACCGUCAUCGAGAUGGUGUCCAUUGGGACCAGCAUGCACACCGCCACCUCUCGCACUUACUUCUGGCCCACGUGGCCGAUGCCUGGGGUGUGGAGCUGCCCAAACAUGACCGGCUGCCAGACCCAUGGAUUGAGGACUGGUCAGAGAUGGAUCAUUCAUUCCAGGGAAGCCAUAAGCAGCCCCCAGACUUCAGGGAGAAGCUGGCCUUGCCCCUGCUCCCACCUUUCCACUUGCCUCCUCCCAUGUCUUUUCCUUACCCACUUGAGCCCUCACCACCUCCCUUGUUCCCACCCCUGCCCCAGGAUACCCCCUUUUUCCAAGGCCAGCCCUUUCCACCCUAUGAAUUCAAAUACAAUGCAAUGGAGGACUUCUCAAUGCCAGGAUGUGGCCCUGGAAUGAACUUUGUGCCUGGCCCCCUGCCACCAUCAGUCUCUGGCCCUGUCUCCCACGGUCAACACCGGGGCCCAGUGGUCCACCGGGGCAAGCCACGUUGUGUUCUGAACAACCCCUACCAUGUACCAAGAAUUGGGGGUCCAUGCAGGCAUCGACUCAGACACUCAGACAGACUGAUCCACACAUACAAACAGGACAGGCGGGGACAUGCCCAUUCGGGAACAUGGCCUGGAUAGGCAGGAUCUUAGGUUGGAGCUAGAGAUACCAGUGGCCCUGGAGAGGCUGUCUGGUAGCCUAGCUGUUGGGCCGGGGUGUUCUUGUCCAUUGCUGAUAUCAAUAAAAGCAUGGAAGGACAGAGUGACAUUCCUGUGUCGGGGAGCAGGUCUCCCAAACCAUGACCUUAAGGCAUGGGGAAGCUGCCCUUGGCCUCUGUGCAAACUAUUUAGAAAUCUGUGAAGAAUUUCUAGCACAGGUUCAUCUUCACAAGAACACAUACACACUAAAUAAAGAUCCCCAGAGGGUCCCUUGUUAUCAACAGUUCUUUGGGACUUUGUCAUUAGCAGGCAUUCAGUAAGUUGUUAGAACCUAAGUGAGAAGCUUCCAAGUGCUGGGGAAAGUCCAGCUAGGAUCCCAUUGGUUCCUUGGCUUGAUGUGCAAACAGAGCAUACGCUGGAUGCUGGAUGGGGUGAGGGACGGGAUGCUUGCCUCAGCUUAGAAAUAGGGGAGGAGGGGCUGGAGUAUGACAGGGACAAUGGACAGAGAGUAGGGUCUUAGGGACCCAUUACAUUUGAAUUAGAAUGGAGGGAACAGAAUUCUUGGGUUCAUUUUUGUUCCUACUAAUGAAACCUUUCAAAAGGACCACAUCCCACUGAAAAGAAAACAAAAACUGAUCAGAUCAGAUCGAUGGAUUUUGGUUAAUAACCUGGCAAAUUAGUGAAGGGCAUGGUUAACAGGCGGGUGCUAAGGAAGUGGUGACAGACAAUGUGAGUUAAUAAAACCUUUGGGGGAGACAAGAGACUUGCAGAGGCACUGGCACAGUACCUAAGACAAAUGUAUGAAUUCCUUUCUUCUGAACAAGAUUAAAGGGGGACAGAAAUUAAAAGCUUUUUUGGUUUGUUUUUACAGAGCUAAGAAUUUUGAUAAUUUUCCUUGCAGAAAUGGAAUUUUUUUUUCUUUUCAUCAUCAAAAAACUCACUGUUAGAGCAGUCUUCUCCAGCUGCAGUUUGUCCAGGCCUUGUCACUUUCUGCAUUUCCUUCCAGAGACUUUUGUGUCAUUGGUUUUCCAGUGUUGGAGAAAACUGCACAUAUAUUGAUUUCCAGGAAAAACUUGAGUUUUUUAGCCUCAUGGGCCAGCGCUGUUGGUUUCUUGGCCUUUUCUACUUGUUUCUUGAAUUCUGCCCUUGAAAAUUCUAUAACUCACACUCUAUAAGCAACCUGGAGAUGGGUAUACUUAAUUAAUACUGUUUACACACUUCCUCUGUGUUCUUAAUUCCUACCCCAUUUUACUUUGACUUCCCAUGCCCCAACCCUUUUUAAAAAUAUUUUCUAAUAGUCCCUUAAAGUUUUUUGGAAUAAGAUAGAAACUCCUACACUUAAAAUCUGUCCUAAAAAGAAUAAAGAGAUUUUAUUUUGGCUGUCA